AUGAAGUUCCCUUUGUUUGUGGGCUGUGGUAUAAUCUCCAUUGCAGCACUAGCCACAAGCUUCAUGUUUGACCCAACACUGGAUGAAGCUUGGCUGAGCUGGAAAUCAUUUCACAAGAAGCAGUACAAUGAGAGGAAUGCAAAUUACAGAAGAAUGGUCUGGGAGGACAACAUGAAAUAUAUCGCAAACCAUAAUCUGGAGCACUCAUUGGGAAAGCACACCUUUACCAUUGGGAUGAAUCAGUUUGGAGAUCUGACUGCUGAGGAAUUUAAACAGUAUUUGAAUAAAUUCAGCAAAAAGGAAUCUGGGAACUUUACAUUCAAAGUGUUUACAGCAAACAAGAAUGUUGAACUGCCUCUGGCUGUUGACUGGCGUCCUAAAGGUUAUGUUACUCCAGUGAAGGACCAGGGGCAGUGUGGGUCGUGCUGGGCUUUCAGUACUACUGGAGUACUUGAAGGGCAAGUUUUCAAUAAAACAGGAAAGCUCAUUUCCCUGAGUGAGCAGUACCUGAUGGAUUGUACCCGAUCUGUGGGAAACAGAGGCUGCAAUGGUGGAUGUAAAGUGCAGGCCCUCCUAUUUAUUAAAGAAAAUGGUAUUAAUUCAGAAGAAUCUUACCCCUACACAGCAAAGGAUGGGGAUUGUAAAUCCAAUAGAGAUGAUAUUGUUGCCACUUGCAAAGGUGUCACAAUUAUUCCAAAAAAUUCUGAAGCAGAUUUAGCUGCAGCAGUGGCCACAGUUGGACCAAUAUCUGUUUCUAUAGAUGCCGAGCAUAGAUCCUUCAUGUUAUACAAAUCAGGUAUAUUUUAUGAGCCCCGUUGCAGCUCUGUCAAUCUUGACCAUGAAGUGUUGGCAGUUGGAUAUGGGACUAAAAAUCAGAAGUCAUAUUGGAUUGUUAAAAACAGCUGGGGAGCAAAUUGGGGCAAUGAAGGAUAUGUUCACAUGGCUAAGGAUAUGGAUAACAACUGUGGAAUUGCUACAAGUGCCGUUUAUCCUGAGGUGUGA
Rhincodon typus (whale shark) is the source of this 1002-nucleotide messenger RNA. RefSeq names its product procathepsin L-like. The record is from RefSeq and is a predicted model, not a curated record. The transcript is spliced from 7 exons. The coding region runs from base 1 to 1002 and encodes 333 amino acids. Gene Ontology annotation, cellular component: lysosome. Gene Ontology annotation, molecular function: cysteine-type endopeptidase activity. NCBI's taxonomy places the organism in Eukaryota, Metazoa, Chordata, Chondrichthyes, Orectolobiformes, Rhincodontidae.